AUGAAGAUCCAGCUCGCCGUUUUAGCACCGUUGCGGAGACCCGGCACAAAUUUGCAGAAGAGCACAUCCGGUGAGGAGCGAGAGAUGAAGGAGAGCACCGGCCUCAUUGUGGAGAGACCCCAGAGUGCCACAGCAAUCAAAGGGAAAAACAUAACGUUUGUGGCCAAGGUGGACUCCUCAAAACUUCUAAGGAAGCCGGUGUUCAAGUGGCUGAAAGGGAAGUGGUUGGACCUGGGCAGCAAAGCGGGCAAACACCUGCAGUUUAAAGAAACCUAUGACAGGAACAACAAGAUCUACACGUAUGAGAUGACCAUUGUGAAGGUGGUGGAAGCAGAUGCGGGAAGUUAUCGCUGUGAGGUCACAGGCAAGGACAAGUGCGACAGCUGGGCUUUUGACAUCACUGUAGAAGCUGCACAAGAGGCUCAGCAAACCAACAUUCUGGAGGCCUUCAAACGAUCGGGAGAAGCAGGAGAGGACGCUGGAGACUUGGAUUUCAGUGGUCUACUUAAGAAAAGAGAACGGAAGCAGAAGGAGGAGCCCCAGGAGGAAGUGGAUGUGUGGGAGAUCCUGAAGAAAGCAAAACCCUGUGACUAUGAGAAGAUCGCUUUCCAGUACGGGAUCACAGACCUGAGGGGAAUGCUGAAGAGACUGAAGAUGAUGAAGAAGGUGGAGCAGAAAAAGAGUGAAGCCUUCCUGAAGAAGUUGGAUCCUGCGUACUCGGUAGAAAAAGGGAAGAAGAUCCAGCUGUGUGUGGAGCUGGCCGAUCCCAACCAGCAGGUCAAGUGGCUGAAAAAUGGCCAGGAGAUCAAACCUUCAGCAAAGUACAUAUUCGAGAGCAUCGGUGGAAUCCGAAAACUCACCAUCAACAAGUGCACGCUGUCAGAUGACGCUGCGUACGAGUGUGUGGUCGAUGAGGAAAAGUGCUUCACCGAGGUCUUCGUGCAAGAGCCUCCAGUCACCAUCACUAAGUUGCUGGAUGAUAUCCAUGUUGUGGUUGGAGAGAAAGUGGAGUUCGAGGUGGAAGUGUCUGAGGAAGGAGCCAACGUCAAGUGGAUGAAGGAUGGAGUGGAAUUGUCUCGGGAUGGAAAGUAUCGAAUCAAGAAGGAAGGCACCAAACACUGGCUGAUCAUCAACGAGGCCACCAAGGAUGACAUCGGGAUGUACCAUGUCUACACCAGUGGGGGGGAGUCCAAGGGAGAGCUGGAGGUGGAAGAUAAGGAGCUGGAGGUGCUUCAGAGUAUCGCUGACCUGACCCUGAGGGCCGCUGAGCAGGCUGUGUUCAAAUGCGAGGUUUCUGAUGAGAAGGUGACAGGAAAGUGGUUUAAGAAUGGAGAGGAAGUUGUUCUGAGUGACCGCAUCAAAGUGUCACACAUCGGCAGGAUCCACAAAUUGACGAUUGAUGACGUGAAGCCAGAGGAUGCAGGAGAUUACACCUUCGUUCCUGACGGCUACGCCAUCUCUCUUUCAGCCAAACUCAACUUCAUAGAAAUCAAGAUUGAAUAUGUUCCACAUCAGGAGCCUCCAAAAAUCCACCUGGACACCACGGGCAACAUGGUGAACAAGAACACCAUCAUUGUAGUGGCAGGAAAUAAACUGCGUCUGGAUGUGGAGAUCACCGGAGAACCAGCGCCCACUGUCUGCUGGAAAAAAGGAGACACUGAGAUAACGGCCACAGAAGGACGAGUGCGUGUGGAGCACAGGAAGAACCUGAACAGUUUUGUGAUUGAGGGAGCAGAAAGGUCAGAUGAAGGACCUUACAGCAUCACCGUCACCAAUCCUGUAGGAGAAGACAAGGCCGAGGUCACCAUCAGGAUCGUUGAUGUUCCAGAUCCACCAGAGAACGUGCACUGUACUGGGGUGGGUGAGGACUCCGCCUCUGUCCUCUGGGACCCGCCCAAAUUUGAUGGUGGCUCACUGCUUAAAGGUUACCUGAUGGAGAGGAGGAAGAAAGGCUCGUCCAGGUGGACCAAGCUGAACUUUGACAUCCAUGAGUCGACUGUUUACGAAGUGAAGAAGAUGAUAGAGGGCGUUAUGUACGAGAUGAGGGUGUUCGCUGUUAACAGCAUUGGGAUCUCCCAGCCCAGCGAAGUCUCCAAACCCUUCAUGCCUAUUGCCCCGACGAGCGAGCCGACCCGCCUGAUGGUUGAUGACAUCACAGACAACACGUGUGCGCUACGGUGGCUUCCCCCAGAGAGGAUCGGUGCCGGCGGUGUGGACGGCUACAUCAUCGAAUACUGCCUUGAAGGAGGGAACGAGUGGGUGCAGGCCAACGAGACUCCCGUGGAUAAGACCAGUUAUCGUAUUCGAGACCUGAAGGUUGGAGAUAAAUACCUGUUCAGAGUGAAAGCGGUGAACAUCGCAGGCCUGAGCCCACCGGCUGAGAUCAAUCAAGGAGUCACCAUCCAGGAAAUCACUGAGAACCCCAGGAUCCGUCUGCCUCGCCAGUUAAGGACUAAGUUCAUCAAGAAGGUUGGGGAGAAGGUCAACAUCGUUAUUCCUUUUCAGGGAAAACCUCAUCCCGUAGUGAGAUGGUUUAAGGAUGACGAUCUGUUGGAUCUAAAACUGGUCAACAUCCGCACCACUGAGGUGGACACCAUCCUGUUCAUCAGGAGCGCCACCCGGGAACACUCAGGAAAAUAUACCCUCUCUGUCCAGGUUGAGAACAUGGAGGACAGAGCCACCGUUGAGAUCCAGGUUGUUGAGAAGCCCGGGUUUCCUGUCGCCGUCACCGUGACUGACGUGUGGGGUUUUAACGCCGCCCUCGAGUGGAAGCCACCCAAAGACAAUGGCAACACUGAGAUCACGGGGUACACCAUCCAGAAAGCUGACAUGAAGACCAAGGAAUGGUUCACGGUGUAUGAACACAACCGCAGGCCGAGCUGCACCGUCUCCGACCUCGUGAUGGGUAACGAGUACACCUUCCGCGUGUUCAGCGAGAAUAUCUGCGGCCUGAGCGAGGAGGCGGGGCUUAGCAAAAACACCGCCGUCAUCCCCAAAGCAGGACUUCAGUAUAAGGCAAAACCAUUUAAAGAGUUGGACAUGAACAGCUCCCCCAAGUUCAUCACGCCUCUAGUGGACAGAUGCGUCAUUGCAGGGUACAGCGCAGCCAUCAGCUGUGCAGUUCGUGGCUCUCCCAAGCCUAAGAUCAUCUGGAUGAAGAACAAGAUGAUAAUCGGUGGUGACCCGAAGUUCAUCAUGCAGAACAACCAGGGCGUGCUGACCCUGAACAUCCGCAAGCCCGGCCUGUUUGAUGGAGGCAUGUACACAUGCAGGGCCGUCAACGACUUGGGCGAGGAUCAGGUGGAGUGCAAGCUGGAGGUCCGAGUCGUAAUGGAGAAGGGAGUCGAGAAGAAAUGAAGAGUGCAACGUCAAAACAAUGGAGAUGAAAUUACAGUAGAGAACUUAUACGAGUCUUAGAUGAAUGUGUGUCUCUCAACCUAAACUUUCUAAUCAGGACUGAUCUACGGCGAGAUUAUUGUGGUUUGAGACGUGUAUUUGCUUUAUUAUGAAUGCACUCAGGAUAUUACACGUCAUUUGUGUGUGUGUGUGUGUGUGUGUGUGUGUGUGUGUGUGUGUUUGUGUGUUCAGAAGCUUCGUGAUUUUUAUGCAAAUGUUCAUCAGCAUGCAUUAAUGAAGCCUGAACGACACGAGGAACGACAUCGCCGACAGAUUUAUGCCCUGAAAACCAACAGAAAAAUAAAGCAAUACAAUGUACAACUCGGA
Messenger RNA from Silurus meridionalis, 3723 nucleotides. It is a transcript of the gene mybpc2a, whose product is annotated as myosin binding protein Ca. Bases 1 to 3357 code for a protein of 1118 amino acids. The transcript is spliced from 27 exons. The record is from RefSeq and is a predicted model, not a curated record. Gene Ontology annotation, molecular function: protein binding. Lineage: Eukaryota; Metazoa; Chordata; Actinopteri; Siluriformes; Siluridae.